Messenger RNA from Rhodofomes roseus, 729 nucleotides. RefSeq lists its product as uncharacterized. The transcript is spliced from 4 exons. Bases 139 to 633 code for a protein of 164 amino acids. NCBI's taxonomy places the organism in Eukaryota, Fungi, Basidiomycota, Agaricomycetes, Polyporales, Fomitopsidaceae. The record is from RefSeq and is a predicted model, not a curated record.
CUUGGUGUAUGUUGCAUUGUCACCCGCCACUCCUUUUGUCUCUCGGGUGUGCGCACGUAGCCUCGCUGGGAUAUAAAUACCCCUACUCUCCUCACCUUUCCGUCAAGACAACGCACCGUUCCUCUUGUCCCUCAUAGAAUGCCUCGACUACUUUCCUGCAGCCACUCUGCACGAUCGCGUACUAUCUCGCCGCCGCUCGCCUUGCUUCCUCUGCGCACGUCACCACUCCUCCUAACCGUCCUCCGAACGCCUUGUCAGCUUUCUGGGAUGGUGAGCUGCUGCAAAAGCCACUCCAGAACCGAAGCGCACCACAGGUGUACAUCGUGCGAGUAUCAGAAGCCACUAUUCCUGGAAAACAAAGUCAACCAGAAAGGGGAGCAGUCCAGCCUGAAAUCCCCGUUGCUGCGUGAAGGAACACACGGGCCAUGUAUGUCGCAGAGUAGUCGAUGCCCAGAUAUCUCCUGCAGCGGCGACGAAGAGCUAGGACUCAGGACGAUCAAAGACGGACAAGGUCAUUUGCACCCGACCCUCGUGGACAACGGUACGCGCGAUUUAAUACCGAACAUCGAUGUUGGCGACUGGGCGACCAAAGCUGGUGGAUUAAGGACCAGGCGCGAACCGCUGGAUGAGUAAAUGUGUCACCGCGUUAUGCGGUUUUGCGCACAUUCACAGGCAACUGGAGCUCUCCCGCUUGCGCUUCUGAACCAGCGCGGGGAACUCAAAUCGUUU